This is a messenger RNA of Paramuricea clavata, 5068 nucleotides long. NCBI's taxonomy places the organism in Eukaryota, Metazoa, Cnidaria, Anthozoa, Malacalcyonacea, Plexauridae. The record is from the annotation of a GenBank genome assembly.
CCACAGGUUUCGCAGACGGUGAUCUAUGGCAAUAUGAACAUGUAAACAGUGGAAAAGUAUUUUGGAAACGUGUCAGCCCUGAUACUGAAGAAAUUAUUCAAGCGUGCGGUGAUCAAUGGCUAAAUGAAGAAAAGAAAAAAAUGGCGGAUGAAGAAAAAAGCGUCAAAAAUACUCACCAAACAAAACUUGAACAAUUUUUUAAAUAAAUCAUCGUCAUCGUCGUCGAGGACAUAACUUUCUCUUAAAUCUUUUACUAGCUACACUUUUUAUACGAUGAUACAAAUAAAUAUUUAUGCCCGUAGUCGACUCUAAGGCAUGACGCAAAUCUUCAAAUUUUCUUGCAUUUUCAAUAUUUGUUCUCAAAAAUAAUGGCGUCGAACUACAACUUAUCAUUUGGGGCAUCAUAUACCCUUCGGUGGGUACAUCAACUAAAUCUGUUAUACAACGUUCAAUUUGCGACAUUAAUAACUUAUAUAACAUUUGAUCACGACCAAUAUGGUCCGGAAUUACACCUUCAUCAAUCAAAUCCUCAAUGAGUGUUUUCAAUUUCCAUCCGUCGUUGCAAUUGUCAAAUUGAUCAAAUACCCAAUCUUUUACGAUUCUCUCAAAAACUUCGGCCAUCCUUUCGCGAACGGUAUGAAACAUUGAACGUGAAACUCACCUCAAUUCCCCUUUAAUUCUUCCUCAACAAAUUCAUAGAUUUUUUCAUAAAACGAGUCCGCACCAUUUUCUGUAUAGUCCACAUAUAAUUUAUAUAACAUUAUCAUUUUUUCAGGUUUUAGAUAAUCCUUGUCUGACACGCUUUCCACUAAAUUAUUAAAUAGAUAGAAAACAGCCAAAUUGUCUACAAUAUCCGUCCCAUACCAAAACCCUUCGUCGUCCAUUAUUUCGGUACCUUUUUUUAACCAUAUCUCCUCACAUAAAAAUUCAUCUUUAUUUUUUUUAUGUAAUUGUUUUUGUAUAAUAUACAUCAUAACAUGAUGAAGCAAAUCCAACUGAAGCUCUUUAUCGUUUUCACCGCGCCAAGGUCGGGGUAAAUAAUCAUAGUCAUUCUCAAAAAUUAUCUUCUCGAUGCACCUAAAAUUUUCACACAUUGAUUAUGACGAUUGACGUGUACUAACUUCGUCUCCAGGACAAUAUUCUGUUUUAUCCUGAAAACAAAGUUAGCACAUGCAAUGGCCGGUUGGAUCUUAUGUGAUGACACGCUAUACAAAUAUAAUAAAACAGUGGGGCUAUUGGAAACCCCAUCGGGAAAAUUUAAAAUAUAUCUUCAUACUACACAUCGCAAUGAAACGAACAUACGCGAACAUUAUAUAUAUCUUCAAUGGCAUUUAAACUACUGGGGUUAUUGGCUCUACGCAUCAUCACAAUCAUUGUGAAACACGUAUGUGCGCUUUCAUAUAUGAAUUUUAUCACUACAUCGAAACUUUAAAACCGGCACGAUUUACAGAUGUAAAAUGGCAAAUUUAUAAACAUUUCGCAUCAAAAGGAUACCGAUUAAAUAAAUCAAUCUUUAAAAUAGCAAUUUGUAUACUUUGUCAACGUACAUAUCUUCAACCAUGACUAGACUACCAUAUUACAAGUUAUCUAUGCUGUUAACAGGUAUGUGGAAAUAUUUUCUCAUCAACGUUGUCGAUGAAUUCCUGUAUUCUAUAUAUGAGUAAAUCGUCAACUUGUUGAAAAUAUUAUUUCAUGAAUCUCUUACAACUUGAAAAGAAAUAAAAAAAUUCGCUUUUUAACAGUUCUGACAAAAGCAAAUUCAUUCAAUAAUUUGCUUUCACAGAACUGAGUAAAAGAGAAGGAAAAUAAUUUUUUCUAAAUGCCGUGCAAAAGGCUGAACUAUUUGUUUAUCAUUAGUCUGCCCUCUGCUCGGCCGUCUACAAAAAAUAAUAUCCAAAACAAGAGAAAGAAAAAGAAAAGAAGACUUUUAUAACAUUCAUCCAAAGUCUGCAAAUUUCAUGUUUUACACUAUGGGGUAUACAGAUCUUGGCUUAAUUUAUAAAAAAAUGUGUGUACGUAUUUGAAAUAUUUACAUCUUAAGGUGAGAAUCGAACUCACUUUAACUUAGGACUACUAGCCGCUUCUCCCUAACCGGCUAUCAGUUAAGUUUCUGAGAAUUGGCAUCCUAAUGCGUUACCAUUCCGCCACAAUAGAUGCUUGUACGGCAAACACGCACGCACAUAAUAUUAACUCUUUAUUUUGGUAUUUAUACACGUUUCACUUCUUGCACACGAUUAUUACGGUAUUCUUAUAUACACGCAUGCGUAUUUAUUUUAGAAAUGCUACCCGUCCUUAAUGUACCCAGUCUAUCAACGGAUGCCCCAGUCAUCGUGUGGUUAAACAGUCGUCUAGUAAAGAUCAUUCCCGUAUAUAUGAAUCAAAACAAGGAAGAAUAUUAUGAUUUCUGUGAUAUAUGUGGUGCUCAACCGCACGGAAUUGAAAAAUGCAAUGAUGCUACACAUCGUCGUGAAGAAAUAAAAAACUCUAAACUCUUUUCUGCUGAAGAAAAAAAUUGUCUCAGCUUGUAAUAUUUAAAUAAUACAUUUUUUUUUAAAACCAACUUCCGUCUAUUUAUCUAUAUAAACACUCGCACACACACACACACACAAUUCCUAAUUCGAAACAGCAAGGAAGACACACACACUAAUAUUAAAACUAUAAUUUUUUAAACCUACGUUUUUUAGUAGGAUUCUUUUUAACUUAAACAACAAUUACAACAAGGCUGAAUUUAAUUUAACUUGUUGUAAUCGUCGUUUUAGUACAAAAGGUUUGCACCCCUUAAAUUCUCCUUAUAACUAUGAGGAGAAUACCGUGGACAAAACGAACAGUCGAAGGUUCAGCAAUUCAACGCGGUGGAUUUUUUAAAAGUUUCUCAGAUGCAGUUUUGGGCGGGACUGGUGUCACUACGGUUAAAAAAAAAGAAAAAAAAACCCACCGAAACAAAAGGGAGGUUUGUUGAUCAAAAAGGCUGGUAAAAAAUGGAACAAGCAAUGGGGUGGUCGUGGAACAUUAUAUUACAUGAGACGAAUGGCAAAAAUGCAAAAAGGUGGUUUUUUAUCGGGGGUAAUUGAUCACUUCGUGGAGAAAAAAAGGAUAAAAGGCACAAAUAAAACCAAAAACGCAAACCUAUGGUCGAGUAAACAGUGGUAAAAAAUAUUUUUCAUGAUUUUAUUGUUAGGGUUAUUGUGUCUUUAAUUCGCAACAAACCUAACAAUAAAAAACGUGUAUAAUAUAUGAACAAAACUGGAGAAUUAAAUUUGUACUUUAUUAAUUUAUAAAUAAAAUUACAAGUGUUUUAUUUAUUGUCCAUUUGACUGUCUUUAUUUUGCGCUAUAUCUAAAUAACCACGCUGCAUCUCAUCACGUUCUUUUAACCCGUCCAUCCAUGCUUUUUUGAAAAAAACUGCCGAAUUGGUAAAAUCAAAAUCUUCAUCAUCAUACCACUCGUCGUCCGAAUUAUAUGACAACGUACCACUUUCCCCUUCAACAAUUCUCUUUGCCUCUUCCAUUUUGGCUUCUUCUAGAAGGAUUAAAUGUGUCAUAAACAAGAUAAGUUCAUUUAAUGGUGUUAAAAAAUUUUAACAUGCCCUGUAACAUAAAUCAAAAUUCCCUGACAGUUCUCCCUUUUAAUCACCUAGAUGAUUGUUCUUUUAAUAUUGCAUUCUAUGAAAUGGCUCAUGGUCCACUGCACUUUGAUGCGGACCGCCUCGAUACCUUAUUAUUCAAUCCAAUUGACGAAUCUCAUUUAGAUCACCUAACGCAGAAUCUAGAUCCGAAUUUUAAUUUUUCUGCGCUUUCUCCUACCAGCAGUUAUAUGGUUCAGGACGAGGUCAACGCAAUCCUUGAAUCAAAACAAGAAAAUGCUAGCUUUUCGCUCCUGCAUGUAAAUGCUCGUAGUUUGCUCAGUAGUUUUGAUGAUCUAAAAUCUCUUGCAGCAAAUACUCGCCAAUCUUUCACUGCAAUAGGUAUCUCUGAAACCUGGUUGAAUGAUACUACAUCAGACAGUUAAUCUCCCUGGAUAUAACUUUUUGUCCUGUCAUCGAACUGCAAGGUGCGGCGGUGGGGUGGGUUUGUACUUGCGGAAUGAUCUUGAAUACCGAAUAUGCUCGGAGUGUAACUUUUCAGAUCCAAAUAUGAUUGAGUCGUUGUUUGUUGAAAAAUUCGUACCAAAUAGCAAGAACAUUGUAGUUGGUGUAGUUUAUCGAUCACCAAACCAAAAUUUAUCUUUAUUUUUGGAUAAGUUUAAUGAAAUUCUUUCUACCAUUUCAAAAAACAACAAGCACUGUUACAUAAUGGGAGAUUAUAACAUAGAUAUGUACUGCUUAAACGUGCAUUCCGCAACUAAUGAAUUUGUCGAAAAUCUGUUUUUCCAAUAUGUACUUGCCUUCAAUAAGUAUGCCGACGCGCAUCACAGCACAUUCGGCAACGCUUAUUGACAAUAUUUUUACCAACCAUUUGACACAAAAUUUAUUCAGUGGAAUUAUUAUUAAUGACCUGUCAGAUCAUUUACCGGUCUUUGUUUAUGUCUUUACAGAAACUCCUCCCCCUCGCAAAAGCGCUGAAAAGACCAUAUUUAGGGACUUUAGCGAUAGCAAUAUUAGCAAAUUUCGUUCACAUCUUACUAAUGUCAAUUGGGAAAAUCUCCCCAAUCAAGACGCAGACAGUGCUUUCGAUGCUUUUCAGUAUGAAUUUUCUAGAUUAUAUGAUCUUAGCUUUCCUUCUAAAUCAGUCAGAGCAAAAAACUCGAACAAACCAUUAACACCUUGGAUGACAAGAGGGCUAUUAACCUGUGUUAGGAAAAAGAAUAAACUCUAUAAAAAGUUCGUUAUUUCACAAAGUCCUGUCAAAGAAAGACAAUACAAGAAAUACAAGAACAAGCUUACACAUUUGAUUAAGAUUGCUAAGAAAAAAUAUUAUGAGAAUAAAUUUGAAACUGCAAAAAACGAUCACAAAACAACUUGGAAGCUAAUAAACGAAGUGAUUAAUAAACGUAGAACAAAAACCUCACUGCCUUCCUCAUUUAUAUCAAAUAACACCCUUCUCUCUGAUCCUAAAGACAUUGCUAACAG